This is a messenger RNA of Aspergillus puulaauensis, 1779 nucleotides long. RefSeq names its product MFS transporter. The record is from RefSeq and is a predicted model, not a curated record. Gene Ontology annotation, biological process: transmembrane transport. Bases 1 to 1779 code for a protein of 592 amino acids. Gene Ontology annotation, molecular function: transmembrane transporter activity. The transcript has 3 exons. NCBI's taxonomy places the organism in Eukaryota, Fungi, Ascomycota, Eurotiomycetes, Eurotiales, Aspergillaceae.
AUGUUCAAGCGACCAGCAUUUCUGCAGAGCCGGCGCAAUGAGAAGCGCGAGGGUGAUUGGUCAGCGUUUCCUAUACGCCAGCUUUUUGUACUAGCACUUUGCCGCAUCUGCGAGCCAAUCGCGUUCAUGUCAAUUUUCCCAUAUGUCUAUCACAUGGUGGAAUCGUUCAACGUCGCAGACGAUGAUGGCAAGAUUGCCCUUUACGCCGGUUUAAUCACCUCCUCAUUUACUUUCGCCGAAUUCUCAGCUGGUAUGUUCUGGGGCCGGAUGAGCGACAAGAUUGGUAGGAAGCCGGUACUAGUCAUGGGCCUGAUUGGAACGGCCAUUAGUAUGGUCGUGUUUGGAUUCGCUCCCAAUUUGGCGACAGCUAUGAUUGCUCGCUCCUUGGGCGGGCUGUUGAACGGAAACAUUGGGGUUCUGCAGACGACUGUCGCCGAGAUCGUCACGGUCAAAGAGCAUCAACCACGCGCCUACUCGAUCAUGCCGUUCGUCUGGUGUUUGGGGUCCAUCAUUGGACCGGCGAUGGGCGGUGCGUUGUCACAGCCAUGCGACAAUUAUCCCACAUUAUUCUCGAAAGGGACCGUGUUCGAAAAGUUUCCAUUUCUGCUGCCCAACUUAGUCUGUGUUGUCGUGCUGGUGUCUGGGGUUGUGGUUGGGUUGCUGUUCCUGGAGGAGACUCAUCCGGAAAAGAAGUAUCGUCGUGACCGAGGUUUGGAACUGGGCAACUGGCUGAUUGGCAGAUGCUGGGGUUCGGGCGUGCAGGACGCGGAUGUCAAAGCGGAUUCAGCCGGUUGUGACGAUGAAGAGAUGGCCCCGCCAGCUUACCGGAGCACAGAAUCCUCCCCUCGUUUGGGUCCAGUGAAGGAUGAGGUCGAUACUCUUUCCGGAGAUGACGACAUUGAGAGGCAGAUGGGCCGACGGUCAAGUGGUACACCAAAGGCCUUUACGAGACAAGUUGUUUUCAACAUCAUCGCAUAUGGAAUCCUUGCAUACCAUAGCGUCUCGUUUGACCAGCUAAUGCCCGUCUUCCUGAGCACCCCGAAGAGUGACGCAAAUGUUGCCCUGCCAUUCAAGUUUACGGGUGGCCUAGGACUAACAACCAAAACAAUUGGACUGAUGCUUGCAGUGCAAGGCGUAUACUCCAUGAUCGCGCAGCUCUGGCUAUUUCCCUUCGUCGUUCGUCACUUUGGGACCCUACGCACAUUUCGCUUCGUGCUUCUCGUUUGGCCGCCGCUUUACUUGCUAGUCCCAUAUCUGAUUCUCCUACCCGAGAAGCUUCAAAUGACGGCCGCAUAUGUCGCCCUGAUCUGCAAGAUCACCUUCCAUGUCAUCGCCUUCCCCUCCACCGCAAUUCUGCUUGCCAACGCAGCGCCCUCAUCGAAGGUUCUUGGAUCAAUCAAUGGUGCUGCCGCCUCGACAGCCAGUCUGAGCCGUGCCUUUGGACCGAGUGUAACCGGAUUCCUCCACUCCAAGGGCCUUGACAGCGGUUACUCCGUGAUCUCAUGGUGGGCUUGUGGUAUUGUGUGCACCAUUGGUGCCAUUCAGAGCUUCUGGAUGGAGGAGCCCGAGCCACGCAAGGACCUUGAUGAGAAGAACCCUGAGCCAAACACGUCUCACUCUAGCAGGAACGCCAUGCGGGGCUCCUUCACGACGGACAAAGAAGAUGGCACCGCCGAGGAAGUGCGGAGACUACUCUCCUCAGCGCGCACCAGCGUCGAUGAAUUCGAAAUCCCCAGUAUGGGAUUAAGUGCCACCGACUCGAGGCCUGCGCGUGAGUAA